ACUUAGUGGGUUGUUCUGACUGACACGCAUUACAUGUUUCAAACUCGCUGUGCUCCCGGAUAUGGUCGUUUUCUUGGCAAGUCAAGCUCUCAAACGCCGUUUCCCGGUACCAGUAUGAUCCCGGGUCGGUUCGCAAUCGUACCAAGUCUGUCGCGGUCUACAGUUUGUUCUCUGGAAGGCUUCCGUACGAUUGGCACUGGGAUAUAUCUCCGGGAUAGUCACGAACAAUGUCAGGAUACUAAAUGUCCAAACGUCAUUUUGAUAUUCGGAUGGCUGGGAGCACAUCCUAGGCACUUGCGGAAUUAUAUCAGUGCAUAUGCCAAACUGUACCCAAAAGCAUCUCAGAUCGUUGUUCAGUGCAAUGCCGACUUGCUCUGGACUACAACCAGUACUAGGUCUCGGAAGCUCAAGCCUGUCAUCGAUGCCUUAGAAGCCCUGCAUUGCUUACCAUCUUCUCCUGCCCCACGGCCUGCGCGAAUACUUACUCACGUGUUUUCCAAUGGAGGUUCCCUGCAAAUGACACUUCUUGGACAUAUGCUGCAGCAGAAAUAUGGUUCCGCACCAGUUCUAGAGUCAUCUGCGAGCGCAUUGAUUCUUGACUCGUGCCCCGCAGCAGGUGACCUUAAAUCAGUCAAACGCGUUGUCAGAACUGUCAUCCAGAACCCAAUCGCCAGGCACAUCGUACUCGCAAUCGUACACGCAGUAUACUCUGUCCGCUUCGGGCUCUCUUUGUUGUUCGGCAAGCAAAUGAUUAUGCUGGAAAAACUCCAAAUCGAAAUGUGGAAUCCCUCAAUCCUAUCGUGGAUGGGUCUCCACACACCCCGCCUCUACCUUUUUUCGCGCAGAGAUGAACUGAUUUCGUGGCAAGAGGUCUCACGACAUGCAGAGAUUGCGAAGGAGCACGGAAUGGAUGUGCGUUGCGAGCUGUUUGAAGAGAGCGCGCAUGUAGCGCACGCCCGAGUCGAGCCAGAGAGGUAUUGGUCUUCAGUUCAGGAGGUUUGGAGUGUCGCAACCAAGGGGAAAAACAAGGAUUAGGAGACAUAUAUCCUUGUUCGAUUAUACGUCUUCAGAACGUGAACAGUCAUCAUGUUGUCCAUCUAGAGUAGAGUUGUGCCGCGUCCUGUUAACCUACUUACAGCUACUUCUAGUACUGUCCGCCCCGGGAAACGUUGGGGGCGGCUGAGGCAAAGUUGAAUGCCUGUAAUUAAAGAGAAUGUAUAUCCCUGGAAAUUGUACAAUUGUGAGUAAGUUGGAAACACACACA
Suillus bovinus is the source of this 1264-nucleotide messenger RNA. RefSeq lists its product as uncharacterized. The record is from RefSeq and is a predicted model, not a curated record. Lineage: Eukaryota; Fungi; Basidiomycota; Agaricomycetes; Boletales; Suillaceae. The transcript has 6 exons. Bases 34 to 1035 code for a protein of 333 amino acids.